Paracoccidioides brasiliensis Pb18 is the source of this 237-nucleotide messenger RNA. RefSeq lists its product as uncharacterized. The record is from RefSeq and is a predicted model, not a curated record. Bases 1 to 237 code for a protein of 78 amino acids. The transcript has a single exon.
AUGACACUUGACCAACUCCUAAAACCCUCCAGACAGUCGUUGCGGGCGACGAUGUCUAAGAAUAGGCGCAGCGAGAUUACUCUUCUUCCCCCCCCCGGUCUAGGCUCAUCCCGCGACAUUACGGUGCCAACCCCUGAUCCGCCCAAAUCUAGCGCCUCUGGGCACAGCGUCCGCCUGGCUCAAGGCUGGUUGUUCGGCACGAGAGUUGGCGCAGAACUGCCAAAACAGACCAUUUAG